AGAAAAGAAGCAUAAACAUUAAGUGGCCGGGCAGGUUAAUUAGGCUUUGAGUAAAAGUGAUGGCGAUGAUGAAUGUUGAAAUAAUCUCCAAGGAAAUUAUUAAACCAUCAUCUCCAACACCCCAUGACCUUAGAAACACCAAACGUUCCUUCCUAGACCAACUUGCACCCACCUCUUCUAUUCCUAUCAUCCUUUUUUAUCAACCCAAGAAUGGCCAUCACGUUGAUGAUAAUCAAGUCCAAACAUCUUCUCGGCUUAAAAGGUCCCUCGAACAAACCCUCAACCGCUUCUACCCUUUUGCUGGAAGCAUCAAAGAAGAACACUCCAUCGACUGCAACGAUGAGGGGGUCGAGUAUUACGAAGCUCGAGUUGUCGGUAAGUUAUCACAAGUUCUUGAACACUACAACGCGGAAAUCUUAAACCAGUUUCUGCCAUUUGAUCCCUAUGAAAGCCAUGAAGUUCUCUUAGCUGUCCAAUAUAAUAUGUUUGACUGUGGCGGAGUAGCCAUUGGUGUGUGUGUUUCACACAGGAUCGCAGAUGGAGAUACAGCCACUACAUUUCUUCGCACUUGGAGCGCUACAUCUCGUGAAUAUCAUGUACUUGAAGCUAUCUGUCCAAAAUUUGAUGCGGCCACGUACUUCCCACCGAAAGAUAUAUUUUGGGGCUUGGGAGACAUGGGGGUCACAAAGGAAAACAUCGUAACAAGAAGAUUGGUGUUCGACAAAUCAAGCAUAGCAGCUUUGAAGGAAAAGGCUUCCUCAUCAGCUGGUUGUUCACAAGUGAGGUUCCCAACGCGUGUGGAGGUAGUUUCAGCGUUCAUAUGGAAAAGUCUAAUGGCGAUAUCCAAAUCAAAACCAGCACCAGCAAGAGUGCAUGCAGCAGUUCAUGCGGUGAACAUACGGCAGAGGAUGGUCCCACCCAUGCCAAUUCAUUCCUUUGGGAAUCUUUGGUACUUCGCUACAGCAAUAUUAUCACCACAUGAUGAGCUUGAUCGUGACAGUAAUUAUGGUAUUCUGGUGAGCAAGCUAAGCAAUGCAUUAAAAGAAAUCGACGGUGAUUACGUGAAGACACUACAGACCGAUGCGAUUCCGGAGUCGCUCACAAAUUCGGUGGAGCUGUUCUCAGAGGGUGACUUAGAGUUCUAUAAGUUUACAAGUUGGUGCAGGUUUCCUCUUUAUGAAGCUGAUUUUGGUUCGGGAGAGCCCACUUGGGUCUGCCGUCCCAGUAUGCCUUUCAAGAAUCUUGUGGUGUUGAUGAGUACAAAAGACGGACAUGGAAUUGAGGCAUUUGUUAACAUAUUAGAGGAAGACGCCGUCGUAUUUGAUAGUGAUGAAGAACUCCUUCCAUUUGUUUCUUGGACAAUUAAUUAAUAGCUGAGUAUGGGUGCAGGCCAAUUAAUUUCUUUCUGUUGCGACAUGAAUAUAUCAAUGUAUGUCUAAGUUAAUGUAAUUGGAUAUAUAUCCUUCAUUAUUCCCUUUGUUUAUAGUAUCUACAUAUAUCUUGGAGUUCGUUUACUUGAAUAAAGUUUAAUAUCCUUAUUGUGU
Molecule: messenger RNA, 1544 nt
Organism: Alnus glutinosa
Lineage: Eukaryota; Viridiplantae; Streptophyta; Magnoliopsida; Fagales; Betulaceae
Product: stemmadenine O-acetyltransferase-like
Exons: 1
Coding region: 60-1370 (436 amino acids)
Source: RefSeq, a predicted model, not a curated record